Molecule: messenger RNA, 1664 nt
Organism: Pseudophryne corroboree (corroboree frog)
Lineage: Eukaryota; Metazoa; Chordata; Amphibia; Anura; Myobatrachidae
Gene: SFRP2
Product: secreted frizzled related protein 2
Exons: 3
Coding region: 222-1109 (295 amino acids)
Biological process (GO): non-canonical Wnt signaling pathway; canonical Wnt signaling pathway
Molecular function (GO): Wnt-protein binding
Source: RefSeq, a predicted model, not a curated record
CGCCUCCUGCAAGGGAGCAUCUGAUCAUCAGUCUGUGGCCAGCUCUGGUGCUGCAAGGUGCAGGGAGCCAGACCCUAUAACAGCAGCAAUCUGCAUGUAGCCUGCGAGAGGCUGAGGCUGCCUUCCUCCAUCCAGCAUCCCCUCCGCCUGCAGUCUGCACAGGACCACAAGUAACAGCACAGCUUGUCCCUGGGUAUCCUCCUAUCCCCGGUCCACCAACCAUGUGCCACAAGUCCUGCUACUUCUUCCUCCUCGCCCUGCUGGCAUCUGACUGCAUGGACUCAGUGAGAGGCUUGUUCCCAUUUGGGCAGCCUGAAUUCUCCUAUAAGAGGAGCAACUGCAAGCCCAUCCCGGCUACCCUGUUACUGUGCCAUGACAUAGAGUACCCCAACAUGAGGCUCCCCAACCUCUUGGGUCACGAGACCAUGAAGGAGGUCUUGCAGCAGGCGUCCUCCUGGAUCCCCCUCAUCCAGAAACAGUGCCACCGCGACACCAAGAAGUUUCUCUGCUCCCUCUUCGCCCCCGUCUGCAUCGAUGACUUGGAUGAGACCAUCAAGCCUUGCCGGUCCUUGUGCGAGCAGGUGAAGGACAGCUGCGCCCCGGUCAUGUCUGCAUUUGGCUUCCCCUGGCCAGACAUGCUGGACUGCAGCCGCUUUCCCCAGGACAAUGACUUGUGCAUCCCACCGGCCAGCAAUGACUACGUGGUGCCAGCCACCAGGGAAGCGCCAAAAGUUUGUGACGCUUGUAAAACCAGCACUGAGGAUGACAAUGACAUUGUAGAGAACCUCUGCAAAAAUGAUUUUGCCUUGAAGAUAAAAGUGAAGGAGAUCGCCUACAUCAAUGGGGACACUAAAAUCAUCCCGGAGACAAAGAGCAAAACCAUUUACAAACUAAAUGGGGUGACAGAGAGGGAUUUGAAGAAGACUGUGCUUUGGCUCAAAGAUGGACUACAGUGUACCUGCGACGAGAUGAAUGACAUCAACGCUCCUUAUCUAGUGAUGGGACAAAAACUCGGAGGGGAGCUGGUCAUCACCUCUGUGAAGCGGUGGCAGAAAGGCCAACGGGAGUUUAAAAGGAUCUCUCGCAGCAUCCGUAAGCUGCAGUGCUAGUUCUUCCAUUAAUUAACUCUUUCAGCACUGGGGCUAGUCUUUUGCACCUUUCUCCCUUAUUUGGGAACCCAUCCUUUCUGAAAUAUAACACAAAAAAAAAAGGCUGGGGUAAUGGCUUUUUAUGAUUAUAAUAAUUAUUAUUAUUUUUAUUAUUAUUGAAAAAAAACUUGUAAAUAUUAUGAAAACAAAAAAAUCCAAAUAUUUUUUAUGAUGCCCAAGAAUUAAAAUCUAGAAAAGUAUUUACUAGAUGCCCACUCAUUGACUGUUCAUACAUUUUUAUUUUUUUGUAACUUUAUUUUGCUUUAACUGGAUACAGGAUUUUUAGUUUGUCAGAGGCGAUUACAAUUGCAAUGUUUCUAAAGUCAUGAGUUGACAAGUGUACUUUAAAAAAAAUAUAUAUUAACAGUUCUUUUUGUAUUUUUUAUACUGACAGCUGUUUAGUACUAAAACAAAAGACAUUGGGUGAUCAUUUUAUACCAAGGGUUGUGUGCAGGAUGAGUACUGAAUGUUAUCUAUGUUCUUUGUUUAUAAAUUAAACAUUAUAUCACUGUGCAA